AUGUUGCCAUUCGGCCAUUUGUUGCCAGCAGUGCGUGACUCGUACCAUCACUCCCACUCUCUCAAAAUGAAGUACCUGGCAGUGACCGGCGGCACCGUCAGUGGCCUGGGCAAGGGCAUCACCAUCAGUAGCAUCGGCGUCGUGCUCAAGUCGCUGGGUCUGCGCGUCACGUCCAUCAAGAUUGACCCGUACCUCAACUGCGAUGCCGGCACCAUGUCCCCGUUCGAGCACGGCGAGGUGUUCGUGCUCAACGACGGUGGCGAAGGCGACCUGGAUCUAGGCAACUACGAGCGCUUCCUGGGCAUCACGCUCACGCGCGACCACAACAUCACCACGGGCAAAGUUUACACGCACGUGCUCGAGAAGGAGCGUCGUGGCGACUACUUGGGCAAGACAGUGCAGGUUGUGCCCCACGUGACCGACGCCAUCCAGGACUGGAUCGAGCGUGUUGCGCAGAUCGGUGUGGACGGUAAGCACGCUGGUGGGGCCGGAGCUGUGGACGACGAAGAGGCCGACGUCUGCCUUAUUGAGGUCGGAGGAACCGUCGGCGACAUUGAGAGCAUGGUCUUCCUUGAGGCUCUGCGUCAGUUCCAGUUCCGUGUGAGCCCGGAGAACUUUUGUCUUGUGCACGUCUCAUUGGUGCCGGUUCUUGGCUCUGUCGGUGAGCAGAAGACCAAGCCUACUCAGCACGCCAUCAAGGAACUGCGCAGUGCCGGUCUCUCCCCGGACGUCAUUAUUUGCCGUAGCAGUACUGAACUGGAGCCGGCCACUAAGGCCAAGAUCGGCAUGUUUUGCCAAGUACCGGCCAACCACGUGCUGUCCGUGCAUGAUGUGAGCAACAUCUACCACGUUCCGCUGCUGCUGUCCAAGCAGGGAGCUGCCAGUAUCCUCAUGUCCAAGCUGCAGCUGAUGAACCGUUUCAGCGAGCCGGAUCUUGAGGCCUGGUCUGCUAUGGCUCACCGUGUGGACUCGUUCGAGCAGGUGUGCAAGAUCGCGCUCGUGGGCAAGUACACAGGUCUGCAGGACUCGUACCUGAGUGUCAUCAAGGCGCUUAAACACGCUACUAUGAAGUGCGACCGUGAUCUUGAGAUCGAGUGGAUCGAAGCCAGCGACUUGGAAGUGGAAAUGCGUGAAAAGAACCCCAAAGCUUACGAUGAGGCCUGGACCAAGCUACGCAGUGUGGACGGUAUCGUGGUGCCCGGUGGAUUCGGUGACCGUGGCGUGGACGGCAAGGUUCUGACCGCCAAAUAUGCUCGUGAGAAGCGUGUUCCGUACCUAGGUAUCUGUCUGGGCAUGCAAGUUGCUGUGAUUGAGUACGCGCGCAACGUAAUUGGCUGGAAUGAUGCCAAUAGCGAGGAAUUCGACGCUGAUGCAGGCCACAAGGUGGUUGUCUUUAUGCCGGAGAUUAACCCGGAGGUUAUGGGCGGCACUAUGCGAUGCGGUGCACGUCGCACCAUCGUGCACGAGAAGGAAGACCCGGCGAAGCGCUCGCUGGUGUCGUACCUGUACGGUAAGGACACGCCGAUCAUGGAGCGUCACCGUCACCGCUACGAGGUGAACCCGGAGCUUGUGCCUGCUAUCCGUGAGAGAGGCCUCAACUUUGUCGGCACGGACACCAAGGGCGAGCGUAUGCAGGUGAUUGAGCUCGACCGUGACGUCCACCCGUUCUACUUCGCCACGCAGUACCACCCGGAGUUCAAAUCGCACCCGAACGACCCGUCACCACCGUUCCACGGCCUCAUCUUGGCUGCUACCGGCAAGCUCGACCAGUUCAUGAAGGAUGUCGAGACCAAGGAGAAGGAGCUGUAA
Molecule: messenger RNA, 1809 nt
Organism: Phytophthora infestans T30-4
Lineage: Eukaryota; Oomycota; Peronosporomycetes; Peronosporales; Peronosporaceae
Product: CTP synthase, putative
Exons: 1
Coding region: 1-1809 (602 amino acids)
Biological process (GO): CTP biosynthetic process; pyrimidine nucleobase biosynthetic process
Molecular function (GO): identical protein binding; CTP synthase activity
Source: RefSeq, a predicted model, not a curated record